Ilex paraguariensis (yerba mate) is the source of this 372-nucleotide messenger RNA. The record is from the annotation of a GenBank genome assembly. Lineage: Eukaryota; Viridiplantae; Streptophyta; Magnoliopsida; Aquifoliales; Aquifoliaceae.
AUGGACGCUAUAGGAGAAACCACGGUGGCUACUGGCCCGGAUGUUCCAUUUGCUUGGGGAUACUGCUUCAAAGAAGAACAAGGCAACCCACCAGAUUAUUGUGUUGCAAAUCAACAAUGGCCAUGCGUUCCGGGUAAGAAGUACUAUGGUCGAGGCCCCAUCCAAAUCUCAUACAACUACAACUAUGGUCCAGCAGGAAGACCCAUUGGAUUGAAUCUGCUAAACAGCCCCGAAACCGUUGCAAACUAUCCAGUAGUUUCUUUCAAGACAGCGUUGUGGUUUUGGAUGACACCCCAAUCGCCAAAACCUUCAUGCCACGACGUCAUCACCGGAACAUGGAGGCCAUCGGCAGCAGAUACAGCAGCCUAUUAA